AUGGGAUCGUGUUUUUCUCAAAUCAAAUCACAAAAUGAGACAAUCAAGAAGAUUGAGCCAAAGAAUAAGUAUGGAUGGUUUGAUCUACCAUAUGAUAUCAGAAUAAUGAUAAUUGAUUUGAUGGACCCUAGAACAAAUGCGAAACUCGCAAAAUGUUCCGAAGAUUGUUGUGAAGAAGUUCUUGAAAGUCGAAAUUUUAUUGAAGAGAUUAUGAUACACCGUGACUGCUCGUCAGAAUAUAAUACUAUUAAGUUAUCAGCGAACGCGGAAGGAUACGUUAGGUGGUUGUUCGGAAUAUUACCAUUGAAAAAUGGUGAUGUUUUAGUUAAUUGGCAAUGUUAUGGAGAAAUAAUUAUGGAAAAAACAUUUGAGAAUAAAACACCGAAUGAAGUCAUUGUGAUGUAUUUUAAUCAUUUUGUGAUGAAGAACAAGAAAAGUUUGGAGGAUAUUCUAAUUUGCAAUGUGAGUUUUUAAAGACAGCUAUCCAGUUGGAAAGGCAGUUUUGAGUUGCGAUAACAAUUAUUAAUUAUUUUCUUGUUUUCAGCAAACUUUUCCUUAUGAUCAAACGAAUAUUCGUGAAUUGAAUGGCAAAAAUUUGAAAGAACUGUUACUAAUUGAAAAUGAUUAUGGAAUUGAUCCGAUUCGAUCUGGAUUCGUGGAUUUCGAUACAAUUUGUCGAUUUCGAGAAAGUGUCUGUAUUCCGAAUUAUAAUUCACUCGAUUAUUUUUUCAACAUCAACAUCAAAGCAACAAUGCGAGAAUUGCGAGAUCCAAUAUUUACUCUUGAAGAUUAUGACAAUAUUUUGCGACGUUUUUUAGUUGAAGAGGAAGUUGAUAAGACUGUGGAAAUUAAAUGCAUUCAAGUGGGUAAAAGCAGGAAAAGUUUGGAGGAUUUGGCGCAAGUUAUUGGAAAAUAUGCGAUAAUAAUGCGCGAGUCGCGAGAUGAUUCUUUUCCAUUUUGGACAUUUCAACGAGAAUCGAAAAAGUGGAAUGAUCUAAAGCAUAUUGUAAGACUCGACAAUUAUCAUAUUCAUUUGACCAUCAAAGAUAAACGAUUUCAUGUGUACUAA
Messenger RNA from Caenorhabditis angaria, 1069 nucleotides. Lineage: Eukaryota; Metazoa; Nematoda; Chromadorea; Rhabditida; Rhabditidae. The record is from the annotation of a GenBank genome assembly.